Messenger RNA from Spirodela intermedia, 2743 nucleotides. Lineage: Eukaryota; Viridiplantae; Streptophyta; Magnoliopsida; Alismatales; Araceae. The record is from the annotation of a GenBank genome assembly.
AUGUACACGUCGUCAUCUUCAUCUCCCGGUGGCUCCAUCUAUGGGAGGAACUCCAACGCGCAAGUGUCUGCCAUGCAGCAGCGACAUAUCCCUGACAACACGACUUCCGCCACUUCCUCAAACAAGCACAUACCCCUCAAUCCCUUCCAGUUAAUCUCUGAGGCUGCCUUCCAGCCGCCUGUUAAGACCGAAGGCGGAUCUUCCUACGGCCAUCAACAGCGCCAGUUCAACUAUGCUUUCAGCGCGAGGGCCGGAGGCGACGGGAGCCAUUCCAGCGGUGAUAUGGAUGCGAUCAAGGCCAAGAUCAUAUCUCACCCUCAAUACUCUAGCCUUCUAGAAGCCUACAUGGACUGCCAAAAGGUAGCUUCAGUAUUUGAAAUCGUAUGCACCGGCUAUUUCAUGUUCGCCAUUUAUUAAAAGUAUCCGAAAUCCCAUUUCGAUUCGCAGGUCGGUUCCCCACCGGAGGUCGCUGCAAGGCUGGCGGCCAUUGCCCGGGAGUUCGAAUCCCGGCGGCGCGCCGCUCUGGGUUGCCGCGAUCCUCCUAGUGAUCCUGAGCUAGAUCAGUUCAUGGUGUUUGUUGCUUCAAUGGCGUGAACUCGCAUUAGUUUUGCUCUCAGAACUUCGCUCUCAUCUCUUAUCGCUUUCUUUCUGAUCAGGAGGCUUACCAUGAUAUGCUCGUCAAGUACAAGGAAGAGCUAACUAGGCCAUUAAACGAGGCCAUGGAUUUCCUUCGGAGGGUGGAAUCACAGCUCAACGCACUAACCAACGGCUCUUCUCGCUCACUCUCUGGUAUUCUCGCAACGUCGCACUUACGACUAAAUUUUGUUAGUUAAUUAGUAUCGAACGCUAGUGAUCUUCUUGGUUUAUUCUCUUUUCUCGUAGCUAAAUUUAGGUGACCUAAUAUCACGAAACAAGGAAACCCGAUCCUUUUACAGGUUGACAGUAACUUUGCCACGGGGCUACAGUCCGUUCUUUAGAAGCACAGUACGUAAACAUUCUUCGAAUGACCUUGAAGAGGUAGGGUUUCGUGAGAGCCGGAUAUGUUUGACCGGGUAUUGAAUGCUCAUGCGCCAGGUCCCUGUCAGAAGAAAAUUCGAGCUUCAUUAGGGCAUGUGGGGAUGGCAGAGGUUUGAUAGACGUACAUACAACCAUAGGGCUGGUAAAGGGGAUCUUCUUCGCUGAAGAUCUAUCGUCUCUCUCCCCCGUGGCAAUGUUGGAAUCAAAUUGCGGCGUGCGAGAUGCCGAAUACCUUAGGACCUAUAGCUGUGUGUUGUGUCCCCUCCCCCGUGUAUAAACCUGUGUCUUCUCUGUUUCUCUCUCUCUCUCACUCACUCUGUAUUUCUAUCUUCCACGUAUAUUAUAUGAUUUGGUAGGGAACAGCUCGGCAUUUUCCCCAACGAUGUGACUCUUAAGGUAUAAGCUGCGGAUGACAAAAUGCGCGCCCUAGCGAUGGCUGCCAAACUCAUUUGACAGGCUUUAUUAGUGUGUAGACGUCGUAGGCAGCUCUCUUCUUCCCUGAUCUCGCGUAGUUUGUAGAGUAGCCAACACCAUGCAGGUAGGCUGACGGUUCUAGAUGAAUAUUUGAAUUACAUUUCGUAACCGUUCAUUUACCACCAGGACGAUAACGUUGUCAGUAGUCUGUGGAUUGCCUUUUUUCUACUCUCCACAGAAAAUCAUGUGCCAAAAUAUUUCACCUUACCAAUAUUCACUCUCUCUCUCUCUCUCUCCCGUUCUCGCUCUCGCUCUACGAUCUGAUACUUCAAAGAGAGAUGAGCUAAUUCUUCUCACCAGGUUGUUUUGACGGUACCAGCGCCGUUGAUAUGAGCAGAUCUGGUAAUUAUUGAGGAAGGUUUAGCGUAUCAAAUGUCGAAAAUUCCUAUCCCCGUUCUUUCCCGGAAGCGCAAGGUUGAUUGCCCUGACCCGACGUGAAGCUAUUAAUUGUCUGUUUGUAGGUUAUCGGAUUCAUCUCACAACUUUCUUUCAUCUUGUUAUGUCAAAUGUUUAUGGGAAAAUUUCCAGGCUGCAUUUAGUUGAGCUCAUGUUCUCGAUUGAACUGAUUGUAGUGUUAAGUUGAACGCUUCAACUUGACUAUUAGUGAGUUUAGGUUAUACAGCUAACGAUAAUGUCUUCCUACGGUGUUCGGUCAAUUAUUGGCUUUGAGCUUUACAGGCUUAUUGUCUUUAUUAUGCGUAGAUGAGAAAUGUGAAGGCGUCGGUUCGUCUGAGGAGGACCCCGAUACUGUCAUGGGGGAUGCAAAGCUUGCCGGUAUGGACCCUCGCACUGAAGAUCGCGAGCUUAAGCAUCAUCUCCUCAAAAAGUACGGCGGGUAUCUGAGUAGCCUCAAACAAGAAUUCUCCAAGAAGAAGAAGAAAGGUAAGCUUCCUAAGGAAGCCAGGCAGAAGCUGCUGAACUGGUGGGAGUUGCACUAUAAGUGGCCUUAUCCAUCGGUACGUAUAAAUGCCUACGAAUAAUAGUUUUCCAGGAUAACUAGCCAUUGUGCACGCAAUAAAGUUCAAUUCCGUGAAAUGAGCAGGAGUCGGAGAAGGUUGCCUUGGCUGACUCGACGGGUCUUGAUCAGAAGCAGAUUAACAACUGGUUCAUCAAUCAGAGGAAGCGUCACUGGAAGCCUUCGGAAGAUAUGCAGUUUGUGGUGAUGGAUGGGUUCCACCCGCAGAACGCCGCGGCGGCUCUCUACAUGGACGGACACUUCCUUGGCGACGGCAUGUACCGCCUGGGGCCGUAA